AUGGGCAGACUAUCUGGUACCUCUUGCAGGAGGAAGCCUGUCAGGCUGAUAGAGAGGGAAAUCUUGGCAGCCCUUGCCGGCUUUUCCUCCUGGCUGGGACUUCGAGGCUGUAGAGAAGGCCGCGCUUGGACUGGUUUUGUACAAAAGCGCAUCAUUCCCAGUCCCAACUUGGGAAUGGGUCUUCUCAUCAUGCCUCUAAGCUAUCAAUCUCUCUACUGUCAACGACUAUCACCAACGACAACAACUCUUGACUCUUCAAUUCGGUUGUCCUUCCAACUCGGACUCAACUUUAAAGUCACAUUUAAGAACAAGGAGGAUGUUGAGGCGUUGGGACCCGUCUCAACACAUUCGCAACAAGGCCAGGUCUUGGAAGACCCGAACGCGUCUUACGAUGCUGUCUUUGGUGAAAUUAAAGAGGGCGGCCCCAACUACCGCAAUGUUGGUUGGAAAGGAACAGUCGCCUUGAUGAUGAAGACGCAGAUUGGCCUGGGAGUUUUGUCCAUUCCCGGUGUCUUUGACGUCCUCGGAAUUGUGCCUGGUGUGAUUGCCCUGUGCUGCAUCGCCGCUAUCACCACGUGGUCCGAUUACAUUGUUGGUGUCUUCAAGCUUCGCCACCCCGAGGUCUACGGUAUCGACGAUGUUGGACGCCUUCUCUUUGGCCGCGUGGGUCGCGAGUUCUUCGGCAUCGUCUUCUGCCUUUACUGGAUCUUCGUCGCCGGCUCUGGCAUGCUAGGUGCCUCGAUCGCGCUCAACUCGGUUUCCCUUCACGGUGCAUGCACGGCUGGCUUCGUCGCCAUUGCCGCAGCGAUUGGUUUCUGCUUCGGUAGCAUCCAGACCCUCGGAAAGAUAACCUGGUUCGCCUGGGUCGGUCUCAUCUGCAUCAUGUCUGCCAUCUUCACCGUCACCGUUGCCGUGGGUGUACAGGACCGACCGGCUGCCGCUCCCCAGACUGGACACUGGACCUCGGACUACAAGGUCGCUUCCUCGGCGCUUUCGACGCUCGUCUUUGCCUUCGCCGGUACCCCUGCCUUCUUCUCCAUCGUCUCUGAGAUGCGCGAUCCUCGCCACUACACUCGCGCUCUGGUCAUCUGCCAGGGUGGUGUGACUGCCACCUACAUUGCCAUCGGAUGCGUUGUCUACUACUUCUGCGGUUCUUACGUCGCCUCGCCUGCUCUUGGCUCCGCAGGUGCGACCAUGAAGAGAGUCUGCUACGGUCUUGCCUUCCCCGGCUUGAUUGUUACCACUACUCUGGUUAUCCACUUGCCCGCCAAGUACAUCUUCAUUCGCCUGCUACGUGGAUCCCGUCACUUGACCGAGAACACCAUGAAGCACUGGGGUAUCUGGCUCGCCUGCACUGCAAGCAUCGCAAUCAUCGCCUACGUCAUUGCCAGCUCCAUUCCCGUCUUUGAUGGCCUGGUAGCCCUCGUCGGUGCCCUCUUCGGUACUCUGUUGUCUUUCCAGCCCAUGGGUUGCAUGUGGUUGUACGACCAUUGGGCCGAGGGAAAGCUCGAGAAGAGACCUAGAUGGAUCGCCAUGGUCUGCUUCAGCUGCUUCGUUGUUAUUAGCGGCACCUUUUUGAUGAUUGCUGGAGCGUACGGCUCAGUUGUUGGAAUCAUGGACAGCUACAAGAAGUCUGGUGGAUCGGCCGCAUUUUCCUGCGCCGACAACUCGAAUUCUGUGUCCUCGGCCCAUUAA
Colletotrichum lupini is the source of this 1695-nucleotide messenger RNA. RefSeq names its product transmembrane amino acid transporter. NCBI's taxonomy places the organism in Eukaryota, Fungi, Ascomycota, Sordariomycetes, Glomerellales, Glomerellaceae. The transcript has 10 exons. Gene Ontology annotation, biological process: amino acid transmembrane transport. Gene Ontology annotation, molecular function: amino acid transmembrane transporter activity. Gene Ontology annotation, cellular component: vacuolar membrane. The record is from RefSeq and is a predicted model, not a curated record. Bases 1 to 1695 code for a protein of 564 amino acids.